UUGCUCAACUAAACACGGAUUAGCGCUAAGCAAAAUCCAUUAAUAAUAUUCUUAAAAAAAAAAUCCAUUAAUAAUUAAUAACAUCAUAAACCCCUUAAAAUCCUCCAGCCUCCAAAAUCCCGGGGUUUAUCAACCAUGCGACUCUCGACCAUAACUAAAUUCCGCCGCGCUCGGCCGCCGGCGGCGGCGCUCCGCCGCUUCUUGUGCUACUACUCUUCCUCUUACUCUUCGCAUUCGCUGAUUAAUAGCUCAGACCACCACCACCGUGACGGUCGGCGUAAUUACAGUCCUCGACGAUCGUCGGUGCUAUACUGGCACUCAUCUCUCGAUUGCAGUUCCUCUCCUCGACGAUUCUCAGCUCAGUCCGGCGCCUUUGAACCGGGCGAGCGGUUUCUUCCGGUUCAAACGCUCAUCUACUUACUCGAUUCUUAUCACGAUGUUACUGGCUUGCCCUGGUGGGUAGUGAUCUCAACAUCUACCUUGGCAAUGAGACUUGCAUUGUUUCCUAUAAGUGUGGUGCAACUUAAAAAAAUGAGGAGGUUAGGAAUGCUGCUACCUAGAUUACCUCGACCAUUUCCACCGCCUCAGUCAAGACGAAGUUACAGGGACCAAUUCGCCCUUUUCUUGAAGGAGAAGAAGGCAGCUAGGUGUCCUUCAUUGUUUUGGUUCAUCUCAUCAUUUACUUUCCAGUUGCCUUGCUUUUUCUUGUGGAUUGCUACUAUCAGGAGAAUGUGCUCGGAUCAUCACCCUGGUUUUGAUAGUGGAGGUAUUUUAUGGUUCCAGAACUUGACUGUAUAUCCACACGGUGUGUUGGGACUUAUUCUCCCAUUCUGCAUUGCAGGCUUGCAUUUCACUAAUGUUCAGUUGUCCUUUGCGAGGUCACCACUUCAGCAUUUACCAGAUUCCUUAGGAUCCUUAGCAAAGGGAUACAAGAGUUAUUUGUUGAUUUUGAUUCUGCCUAUAUUGCUUACUACAUUUAAUGUUCCCCAGGGCUGCUUAGUUUAUUGGCUUUCAAAUAGUACAUUGACCUUGAUACAGCAAUCAUGCCUUCGCAAUCCCACUUUACUCAAUUAUUUGGGGGCUCCUAAAGUGAGUGCUCCAGUAGAAGCACUGACUGUUAAAAAAAAUGACAGUGCCGGAGUAGCAGAUAUCGUUUUAAUGACUAAGGAAGGAGAAGUACAUGCCCAAACCUUAUCACCUGUCGAACUGGUCAAUUACUCAAUCAAAGUUUUAUCUGCUGGCCGCAAAGAUACUGCAAUCAUGUGUCUAAGAAUUGCCCUUGGAAAGGACCCUGGGUUUGUCAGAGCCAUGCUUAUUAUGGGGCAGACACUGAUACAGAACAAACAACUCGGUGAGGCUACUGAGUGCUUAGAAACUGCAGUUUCAAAGCUCCUUGUUGAUGGCUAUCCUACAGAAGCUGAAGAUGUCGAUCUAUUGAUUCUUUCGUCUCAAUGGGCGGGUAUUGCUAAUGUGCAGCAGGGGAAGAUGGAAAAGGGUCUUGUGCACCUAGAAAGAAUAGCUCAACUCAAAGAACCCGAGGAUUCAAAGAGCAAGGCCCACUACUACGACGGUUUACUCGUUCUUUCAAGUGCUCUAGCGAAUGUAGACCGCGAAGACGAGGCGCUGAAGUACUUGCAGAUGGCUGCUGCAUAUGACCCUUCUUACAGUGUGUACAUUGAGCAUUUGAAAAAUGAUUCGAAGAAGCUUAGCAGCGAUCCAUCUAACAGCGGCAAGUAGUAUACAUAUAUAUACUAUUUUCACUACUUGUUUUCUCUUUUGUAUUUUGUUGCUCAAUCUUAAUUUUUCAUGACAUUUUUUUAAACGAGUAGCGAUUAGAAUAGAUUGUAUUCUCUCCUAUUAUGUUGUUUUGGGACUUCAUUGUCUUCUGAAAUGGCAGUAUUCACUAUAA
This is a messenger RNA of Salvia miltiorrhiza (redroot sage), 1909 nucleotides long. Its product is annotated as ALBINO3-like protein 2, chloroplastic. Gene Ontology annotation, molecular function: protein binding; membrane insertase activity. Gene Ontology annotation, cellular component: mitochondrial inner membrane. The coding region runs from base 136 to 1737 and encodes 533 amino acids. NCBI's taxonomy places the organism in Eukaryota, Viridiplantae, Streptophyta, Magnoliopsida, Lamiales, Lamiaceae. The record is from RefSeq and is a predicted model, not a curated record. The transcript has 14 exons. Gene Ontology annotation, biological process: protein insertion into mitochondrial inner membrane from matrix; mitochondrial respiratory chain complex IV assembly.